GUCGGAAAUGCCACAGAGCGCGCCCUGCGCAGCGUGAAAGGAAACGGCGGGGACCCGUCACCUCCCCGCGCGCCCAGCCGGCACCCCGAGAUUGCCCUGCCUGACCCCCCCCGUUCACCGACAGACACCUCUAGACAUCCCAAGACUGCCCUACGUGCCCACCUCCCCCAUUCACUGACAGACAUCCCGUGACUGCCCUGCCCACCCUCCCAUUCAGACACCCCGAGAUUGCCCUGCCUGCCUCCCCUUCACUGACAGACAUCCCGUGACUGCCCUGCCCACCACUCCCCAUUCACUGACAGACACCCUGUGACUGAACUGCCCGCCCACCCCCAUUCACAGAUAGACAAACCACGACUGCCCUGCCUCUCCACUUCCCAUUCACUGACAGACCCCCAGACACCCCAACACUGCCCUGCCCCCUUCACUGACAGACACCCUGUGACUGCCAUUCCCCAUUCACUGACAGAACUCCACAGACAUCCCGUGACUGCCCUGCCUACCAAUCACUCCCACAUUCACUGACAGACUCCCACAUCCAGUGACUGCCCAUCAGUGACUCCCCCCCACACCCAUUAACUGACAGACUCCCCCGCACACACCCAAUGACUGCCCUGCCCCUCACCGCACAUACCCACUGCCCCCAUUUGCUGACAGACCACCCAAUGACUCCCCUGCCCACCCACUGGGCACACCCACUGCCUGCCAUUCACUGACAGACCACACAUACACACACACAGUGACUGCACUGUCUACAAACAGCCACAGCUCAUGUACAUCAUGCCCACACCUAGUGCCCGCCCCCAUUCACUGACAGACCCCACCCACCACAUACAUCUGGUGUGCACACAGUGUGCGCACAUCCAUUGCCCAUCCCCAUUCACUGACAGACACACCCAGUGACUGCCCUUCCACUGCUCACACACACAGCUGCUGGGCACACACAGCACUUGCAAUAUUUGUCAUGCCUAUACAAUGGUGCUUAAUUGAUCAGAUUCAAUUUUAUUGCUAGCCAGGUUCACUUUCUGGUUCUUUACCUGUAUGCUGCACUCUCUGCAUUGCAAUUACUUUGGGGGGGGGGGAUGUUUAAAUUCAAAUUCUUCACUGAAAUUUUAGAAAAUAAUAUUAAAACAUUUCAGUUAAUAUGAGGAUUUAAAAAAUCUUUUCCUCCUUACAAAAAUCUAAACUUUGGGCAUAAACUAGCCAAUUGAGAUGCUUUAAGACCUGGAAAAGCAGCUAGAACUACUACUCCCAGAAUCCCAGCAACUGGCAGCAUGGCUGGGGCCUCAUGUGAAUGAGACUGGCAGCAGUAACAGACCUAUAGAGAGCACGUGAAGGAGGCUGUGUCAGCCAGUGCAAUGUUAGCAUCUGUGUGACUUCUGUUCAUUCAGAGGCGGAGAGACAGAACAGAGCGGUGCUGAAAGUGCAAGAUGAGUGCUGCCUUAGUGAAGCCAGUUCUUUAUAGUUAUUUCCGAAGUUCCUGCUCCUGGAGAGUGAGAAUUGCACUGGCUCUGAAGGGAAUCGCCUAUGAUCAGGAACCAGUGAACCUCCUGAAGGAUGGAGGACAGCAGUUUUCUACUGAAUUCCAGGUAGUAAAUCCAAUGCAGCAGGUCCCAGCCCUGAAAAUCGAUGGCGUCACCUUGUCUCAGUCGCUGGCCAUAAUUCAGUACCUGGAAGAGACCCGGCCUAACCCCAGGCUGCUGCCUCAAGAUCUGAAGAAGAGAGCCCAAGCCCGGAUGAUUUCGGAUCACAUUGUUUCUGGCAUUCAGCCCCUGCAGAACCUGAGUUUCCUGAAACAAGUGGGAGGAGAGAAGAAGCUGGAAUGGGCUCAAGGCUCUAUCGCACGUGGUUUCCAAGCUCUGGAGCAGAUCCUGCAGCACACAGCUGGGCGCUAUUGCAUUGGGGAUGAGGUUUCCAUAGCUGACUUGUGCUUGGUCCCUCAGGUUUACAAUGCUGAGAGAUUUAAAGUGGACCUGGCUCCAUACCCCACGAUAACCAGAAUCAAUAAAGCCCUUCUGGAGCUAGAGGCAUUCCAAGUGAGCCACCCAUGCCGGCAGCCUGAUACACCUGCAGAGCUGCGAGCCUAAGGCCUUCCUACAAGCGGGCUCUGUUCCUCUCUAAAGCAUGAGGGCAGGGGUGGCAGAGAAACGGAUCACACCCUGCCGGAAAAGGAAAGCCACACAAGUGCCCAGCAGGCACUCAUAGCACUGAUGCAUCCUUGCCAGCUGCAAAGAAGAAACAGAGCAAGCACCACUGCCCCUUUACUCUGAAAGUAGCUGUGCAUGGCCCAUUGCAGAUCUGAGUAUGGUAGGGAAAGGUGAUGCUUAUCCCAAUCAAUGUUUAACUACCUUCAGUCUCAUCAUGCAGUAGAUUAAAGGAGAAACAUCAAUAGC
Caretta caretta (loggerhead turtle) is the source of this 2393-nucleotide messenger RNA. It is a transcript of the gene GSTZ1, whose product is annotated as glutathione S-transferase zeta 1. NCBI's taxonomy places the organism in Eukaryota, Metazoa, Chordata, Testudines, Cheloniidae. Gene Ontology annotation, biological process: glutathione metabolic process; L-phenylalanine catabolic process. Gene Ontology annotation, molecular function: maleylacetoacetate isomerase activity; glutathione transferase activity. Gene Ontology annotation, cellular component: mitochondrion; cytoplasm. The record is from RefSeq and is a predicted model, not a curated record.